AUGCUCGAAUCAGACAACCUAAGAACAGCAUCGCUGUACAUCAACAACCAACUCUUAUCCCGCGGCCUGCUGCGCGAUGGCCAAAACAUCGAUUUCGCUGACCCAGACCCGGGCGUGGGACUCCAAGAGGCCAUGGCAAAGAUUAUGGGUCUUGUCAAUGACCUCAUACUGCGACGUGACCGAGAUGCGGCCCACCGCGAAUCCUUGAGCGACACGUUGCUAGCCCUGCGAGCUGACGCCCAGCGACAUACAACAGAAAAUGAAAGGCUGUCGGAGAAGCUGGUAGACACACAGCGCAAGCUCGACGGCGCCGAAGCGACAGAACGCACCUUGCGCCAACAGAUCAAGGUCACCGAAUCCACAGUACACAAGCUCAAGGAUGAGAUGGCCAAGAUGAAGACGUUGGUUGCGCAGAGUCGUGCCGCCUGUGCGAAUGAGGUGCGCAAGCGGGACCGGCAAAUUGACAGUCUCAAGAAGGCUGUAGUAGACGCUGGGAGGGUCAGAGGGGGGAACAAGAGCCGCAACGUCGUCAGUAUCACUGUAGUAGGCGAUACGGGCGUCGAGGGCAAGGAAGACGUUGUCAGGUGUGGUGUCACUGAGGUCGAGGGCUACAGCCUGCGAAUGGAGACAAAUGAGUUUCUUACCGAGCUGGCGGCAAGCCUGAGCGAGGAAAACUCCACGCUUCUUAACCUGGUGCGUCGAACAGUUGAGGACUUGCGCGAGAUGAGCGGUCUGGAGCGCCUCUCUAACGAAGGCACGCAAGCUGCCGAGAACAAUACACAUGGCGCUCCUCUGCCGCCGCACAGGAAUGCUGGCGAGUUGGCAAGCGAACUGGAGGGCAUCCUAGAGCACCUAAGAACCAUACUCACCAACCCGUCCUUCGUUCCGAUUGAGGAAGUAGAAAUCCGUGAUACCGAGAUCGCCCGCCUGCGCGAGGGCUGGGAGCGUAUGGAAGCCCGCUGGAAGGAUGCUGUUCACAUGAUGGAGGGUUGGCGAAGACGUAUGGCGUCGAGUGGGCAAACCGUCAACCUGGAAGAACUUCAGAUGGGGUUAUGUCUCAGCCCUGUCCGUGUCACUGGCGCCAGGGGACCUGUCGAGGGCUGCGAAACUCAGUACCAAGAAUUGUCGUGCGUGCAGGAGGAGGAGGAGGAGGAGGACGACGACGACGACGACGAGGACGAAAAAGAAGAAGAAGAAGAAAAGGGAGCGUCUCAACUGGGACCACGACAAUCGACAGACCCUGCCGAAUCAUUGCGCCUUGUACCAGCACCAGGCUAUGGAGUUGAUGACGAUGACGACUCGGAUUCAAGUGAAUUUCAAGAGGAUGUCGACCUCGAUGAGCUGGAAGUAGAUGAGCCCAAUGUGCAGGUUCUCCAAGAGUCAACCGACACUUCCAUGGACUCGCCACCUCUACCGGUUCCGCCGCGGCUGAGCCCCUUGAAAGACUCACAUGCGGCCGCCAACAGGAGGUCGAAAAACAGCAAAAGCGGCCCGCACAGGGGGAGGCCAGGCGAUUUCACUACGAUCACAGAGGAGAAGACUUCAGAAGUGGCUACUGCCAGCCGCGAUUCAACGCCGCCGCCGCCACCGCGGCAUGGAGUGAGGCCUCAACGCUCCCAGAAAAAUAUUCAAUUGGAAAUACCAGAAGCACAAGAACUGAACAAAAACGGUUCUACCGCAUCGUAUGAUAGCACCUUGUUUGAAGCACCCUACGAGUCGCCGAUUCGCUCGAAUCCAACUCGGAAACUGUUUUCGAAACCCUCAACCGAGGUCCUGAGAUCUAAGCCAUCAUCAGAGGCGCCGGCACGCGGUGCGAAACAGCAAACACCGAAAGAGACCACACAGGAGAAACCAGUGCGAUCUUCCGGCAGGAAGAGGACGGGUGACACCACGGGAUCGCCUGUGGCAUCUGCCAGGCCCGUUUCAGGCACCAGACAGGCAGCAAAGCGGACAGCGUCGGCGCCGAGUGUACCAGCUGAGAAGAAACCAGCACCGAAGACCGAAAAGCCAACGUCAAAGUCCACUGGCAAUACCGCUGCACGCAAUCGAUCUCCAGUCCGAGGAACAGCAGCAAAAUCAGCACCGGCUCCCGCACCAGCGCCUGCAGCACCUCCAGUCUCCUCCCGCCUUCCGCGUCGCAACCCACCGCCACCACAGCAAAGUCCCAUAACAAUAGCUCGGAUAAAUGCCAAGCUUGAGGCAUCCGAGCGUCAAGCUGAUGCGGCUCGAGUCCGAGCAAAGCUCAAGGCAGCGCGGACGAGUCGGAAGCCGCCAACGACCACCAUGUCUCCUGCAAAGCCUUCACCGAUGAAAGCAGAACAAACCACUGACCCAGUGAAGAGAGAUGUACCAGCGCCACCCAGGUUAGUGGUCGAGACCGUCGAAGAAGAUGAGCUCUCGAGGCCGGAGGAUAAAGCGCAAGAUCAGGAUCUAAAGCCAGAGAAACGCCGACGGGAUAGGAAGCCAAACAAGGCUAUAUCUAGGCGGAGGAGUACGCUUAAUCCGUGGGAGCUGGACAGCCUGAUUAAGGGAAAUGUAGAUGGAGCGCCUAGUCCUUCGAGGUGA
Molecule: messenger RNA, 2565 nt
Organism: Truncatella angustata
Lineage: Eukaryota; Fungi; Ascomycota; Sordariomycetes; Amphisphaeriales; Sporocadaceae
Product: Afadin and alpha-actinin-binding-domain-containing protein
Exons: 2
Coding region: 1-2565 (854 amino acids)
Source: RefSeq, a predicted model, not a curated record